This is a messenger RNA of Macrobrachium nipponense, 498 nucleotides long. Its product is annotated as serine/threonine-protein kinase rio2-like. The transcript has a single exon. The record is from RefSeq and is a predicted model, not a curated record. Lineage: Eukaryota; Metazoa; Arthropoda; Malacostraca; Decapoda; Palaemonidae. Bases 1 to 498 code for a protein of 165 amino acids.
AUGUAUGGAAUGUCUGGACGAACAUCUGAUGAAAUGAAAGAGUGUAUGGAAAGCGAACAUAUAGAUGAGUAUGAUAGCGAGGAUGACGAUGAAACCGACAUGAGCGAAAGUGAGGAUGACAAUGAAAUGAAUAUGAGCGAAAGUGAGGAUGAUGAUGAAACCAGUAUGAAUGAGAGUGAAGAACACCUUGAAAAUGAUAUGAGCGAGAGUGAGAAUGAACUGGAAACUGAUGUGAGCAGAGUGUCUAGACUGGAAGACAGUCUAGAACUGGAAGAUCUGGAAGACGGCAAUGAGGAACUGGAAGAGACCACGGAAACUGGACAACUGGAAAGCACCGAGGAAGAAGGAGACCUGCCCACACUACAUCAAGAACAGCCAGAUGUAGAAAUGCAGAGGUUACAACACUCCCUGGAAGAGAGUCAGGCUAACGGUACUAGAAUGGAACAGCUCCUUAAAGGAAGCAGGAAAGGCGAUAGAGCGGAUUCAAAGGGAACUUGA